Molecule: messenger RNA, 8573 nt
Organism: Falco peregrinus (peregrine falcon)
Lineage: Eukaryota; Metazoa; Chordata; Aves; Falconiformes; Falconidae
Gene: RP1L1
Product: RP1 like 1
Exons: 5
Coding region: 398-8014 (2538 amino acids)
Biological process (GO): retina development in camera-type eye; photoreceptor cell development; axoneme assembly
Cellular component (GO): axoneme
Source: RefSeq, a predicted model, not a curated record
AGGAGUGGUUGCGCAUGGGAGCCUGUGGUGUUGGGGAAAGCUGCAAGAAGGGCAGAGAUGUGAAGCUUUAGGAAAGGAGGUGGGGGCCCAUCCCCUUGUGCAGGCAGCAAGCGAGCAGAAGUGUUCCAUCUUUCAUUUGCAGGGCUGAGAAGCAUAAACCUGGGAGAUUUCUCUGCCUGGCUUUUGAUCUCUGCUGUGAGGGCUCAAGGGAGGCCUGACCUGGCAUGGAUUAUUGACAUGAGCAAAGCUAUGUACCUGGAUUACCUUCUUUGUGGUGGUUUGUCCUUUUUUCAUGACCCAAUCUCAGUGACACUCAGUUGUCGAGCAUUCAUCUGAGACUUUGACUCUGACACCUGCCAUGAACUUCGAAAUAUUCAGUUACCUUUAAGCAAGAGGGAUGAAUCAGAUGCCUGAUGACUACCUGUCAACCACUAGCUCCUACAACUAUGAGCAGCCCUUUCCCACCGUGGCUCGGACAAGCACUGUCACCAGGGUACCCCCAGCCAAAAAAAUAACAUUCUUCAAGAGCGGAGAUCCUCAGUUUGCAGGAGUCAAGAUGGCCAUCAAUCAGAGAAGCUUCAAGAGCUUCAAUGCACUCAUGGAUGACCUUUCUCAUCGGGUCCCACUGCCAUUUGGGGUACGGACCAUCACUACCCCACGAGGAAUACAUUGCAUCAGUGAGCUGGACCAGCUGGAGGAUGGAGGAUGCUACCUUUGCUCCGACAAGAAGUAUGUCAAACCUAUUAACAUCACUUCUGUGGGACACAGGCCAGGCCCUCCGCGAAAUGGUCGUCCCUCCAGUACCAUGAGAAGAGCAGCUCAGGAGGGCAAGCUUGAAGAUUAUUCCGCACCUUUCACUCACCACGGCCCCAGAAUACCCAAGAAAAUCACUCUAGUUAAAAACGGGGAAAGUGGUUUUCGACGCUCAAUUAUCUUGAAUCGCAGAAAUGCCAGGAGUUUCAAAACGCUCCUGGAUGAGAUUUCAGAGAUCCUGCAGUUCCCAGUAAAGAAACUCUACACUGCUGAUGGGAAGAAGAUCGACAGCAUGCAGGCUCUGCUUCACUGCCCCAGCGUGCUGGUGUGUGUCGGUCGGGAGCCAUUUAAACCUGUAUCGAUGGAGAAUUUGCGGAAACACUCAGUGGAGAAGCUGCCCAACCUGGCUCCCCGUUCCAACGGCAACAAUGUCAAUGAAAACAAUGAAAUGAACUUUGGACUGGAAGCCAAAAAAAGUGUUAUCCAUCCACGGUCAGCAUCAAGCAAUAGGUCAAUGAGAUUUUCUUUAUCAUCAGAAAAGUCGUAUCCUAAUGGUCUUGCUGCCUCACCAGAUAAUGGUGCACCUUUCUCAAACGGUUGCUCACAUUCAAAACCUGGAGACCUGGUCCAUUCCUUGGUCAACGAUGACAUAGAAAAACGGGUGCAUGUGAACAAGGAUGGAAGCUUGUCCGUUGAGAUGAAAGUCCGUUUCCGCUUGCUAAAUGAUGAGACUUUGCAGUGGUCCACUCAGAUCAGAAAGUCCAAUCUGAUGAACCAGAUGCCUUGCCAAGAGUCAGGCGUAGAGGAGGACAGUGGAGUAGACCCCAUACAGAAAAUGAACCCAGAAGCCAGCUCAGAGGCAGAUGAAUCAUUAUAUCCCUGUGAUAUUGAUUCUUACAUGUCAAAACUUGAGGAAUCAGAAUGUGAUGAGGCUCAUUGUCACAGCUGUGGAAAGAAACACCAGGACUAUGACAUUUGGAAAAACCCCAUGCACACAUCCCAGAGGGAAGAGCCCAGAGUACAAUGCACCUGGCACACACGGUCAUCAUGCUCCAGCACAUCUUCCCGGAGGAGAGUAGUCCACAGAAAAAUGGCAUCCAUGGAUAGCCUCCACACCACGUCCAGUGAGGAAUUCUCUGAGCACAUUGUGCAAGAGUCCUCAUCCUACUCAGAGACUAUAGAGAACAGAGUGGCAUACCGAUCCAUUAAAAAGUGUAUGUGUCGAAGUGAUCUGUCUACAGGUGCUUCCAAUGGAGAGGACCAACAAGAAUACACUCGGACAAGCACGGGCAAUAGUCAGAGACCUUCAUCCUUGGGUUUAAUGUCACAUUCAAGCUGUGAAAACAACCUGGAUACUCAAGACGCCCCUGAAGACCAUGAGGCCAGCAAAAAAAAUUUACAAAAUGAAGAUGAAAGUUGUUCUGAAGUUUCCUCUGUGAAAUGUCUAAAGGAUGAUAUGGAAGAGGUUGAAAGCAGCAGAGUUGGGAGUGUCAUGUCAGGAUCUUCUCUGCAGUCCAGACAGAGCAAGAAGAAUGUAUGUGAGGAAACAAGUAGUGUGGGUAGGAGCAUGUCCUCCUCAAGCCUUCAGAACACACAUCAAGAAAAUAACACUAAGUGCUCUACUCCUGCCAGCAGUGUGCACAGCAAGUCUAGCAACUGUGCUACGCCAAGAGCAAAGAGCGAACAGGGUGACCACUCUGAUGACAAUGUAGUCUCCUCCUUCUCCAGUGAGUCCUGCCCUAAGAAAGAGGAUGAAGACGCUGAAGCAGAACAAGGAGAAAAUGAAAUCAAUGAUGUCAGCUCAGUGUCAGCAAAAACAAAGCCCAGCCAAUCAGUUAGAGAUGAAAGCAGUGACAGUGAACGAUGCUCUACGCAAGGAACCUCCCAUUCCAGAGCUAGUGACAGGCACAGCAAGAGAAGUGACAGCAAUGAGAUCGUUCUGUGCAAUGCCUCUUGCUCUUCCAAAGGAUCCAAAAAGAGCAAACACAGCUAUAUUAAUGUGGAUGCACAGUCUGAAAUGUCUGUGUCAUCACUUGAAUCCACUUGGAAUAAAAAGAAGAAUUCCCUACAUGCAGAUGAUGCGAGAUCAUGCAGCAGGGCAUCUAAUUACUCCAAAAGCUCAUGUGAAAUCAAGAAAAAAUCUGUCGGAGACGCCAUGUCUCAUAGGUCAGGUUCUCUUCACUCCAACAUUUCAUUUACUAGUGAAGCAGAGGUAAUUGCAGGUUUUACUGAGGAGAAAAGCUUGAAAAGUACAACCAAUGCCUACAGUGAAUCCUCAAAAGGCUCAAAGAAGAGAAGCCAUAGAGAAGAAAAUAGCAAGACACCUUCCGUCUGCUCGAGCGUUUCAAGCCCUAAUGAAAAAGCUGGAGAGGGUCGUUCCAAGAUUAAUUCAGAGGCCACUUCAAGACAGGGAAGUAUGAGUGAGAGUGUUUGUUCAAAAAGUGUCCACUCAACUGGGACUGGCAUUAGGAAUGGAAAUCCUGCAAGUGUCUUUUCAAGAGCCUCUUCUAAGUCAGAAGUAAAAGGUAAAUGUUCAUUGACACAGACAUCCCAGGAAAGUAACGAUAGGUAUUCACAGUCAAACGUAUCUCAAUCUUCAAAAGCAAGGCCAAGAAAAACUACAAAUCUUCAUGUGAAGAUGUCAAACUCCAGCCGAGCGUCAUUGUCUGAGAAUUUGUCGGUAUGUAGUAUGCAUUGCCCUGUCCCACCAAAAGGGAAACCGAACAGCAACAAAAUACGUUCAAACAUGUUGAAGAAUUCCUCCAUUAGCAGCAUAGGUACUGAGUCAGUGCUGACCACAGGAAAAGAGCAGAAAGAAAUUGUAGAUUCCUCCAAAGCCACUUCCUAUGGGUCUAAAUCAGCUGCGACUGAAAUAAAUGAUCAGGAGAAUAAAGAGAUUGAUGAUUCUUGCAACAGAAAAGUUGAGGAAGAGUUAGAAGACACAGGCGUGCAGGAGGAAGGGAGCGAUUUAAUGCCAUCUGCUCUACCAAAUACAUCUCCAGAAGAAGUUGUGCAAGAAUGGCUAAGUAAAAUCCCGUCAGAAACAUUGCUUAUGAAAUAUGAAAUGGAGGACGGUGCAGAAGAGGAAUGUAAUGAGGCAACCACCGAGGUAUCGAACAGUAUAAAUACAGAGGAAAUCUCAGAGAAUGAAAAAGCUGAGAAAAAGAAUGUGGAGGAGGCUGAAAAUGAGGCAAAGGGUGAAGAGGGACAAGAGACAGAAGAAGGCACUGCUAUUAAUGAAGAGGCUGAAGUAUGUGUGAAUCAGGAAGAAAGCCCUGAGGCUUUGUCCGAAGCUGCCAAAGCUGACCAGGCAGAAUGCAGCCAGUCAGUUACAUCCAGCCAAAAUAACAACAGAAGAGACCUUCCAACCUCUGUCAAGACUUCUGUCCAGAUCAUGAAGGCCUUGCUCAGUUCAAAACAUGAAACAAAAUUUGACCGAUCACACAGUUUGCCUGAAGUGUCCCCCACUAUGGGAAGAAAACUGAGUAACUCUGCCAACAUUUUGAUUACUUGUCUUGCCAGUCUCCAGCUCCUUGAUGAAAAUUCAGAAGAUCCAUCAGAUACAUCAAAAUAUUUGAAUAAGUCGAGGUAUAUGGAGCUGCUAAAUAUUUUUCAGGCCCUGUGGUUUGGAUGCACAGCUGAAAAAAGUGGUCCAAGUUCAGGUCAAGAGGCAAGUGAGCAGGCAAAAACAGCCUCUGGGUUUAAAUCCCCCAAAUCUGUAGAUUAUGACUUCACCCCCCUGUCCUCCUCUGGGGUCGAUGUUAGCAGUGGUUCUGGUGGCUCAGUAGAAGACAGUACCGCUGGUGCCAAGGACUGUGCCUUAAAGGCACAGAAAACUGCUGGAUUCAAAUCAGUUGAACCAGUGGAAAAUGUAGAGACUGGCACGGAACUGACUGAGGCUGAGGGGCAAAGUAAGGAGGAAGAGCUGUCAUCCCGACCUUCCACAGCCUGUUCAAAAUCAAAAGGUGAGGAAAAAGCACAGUCUACUAGAGGGAGCUCUGUAAUUCAGGAGGCAGAAGAGAAUAAGGAAGAUCAGUGCAGUAACUGUGAAAAUGGUCAGGAGGAAGGGGGAGAAGGUGGAAACCAAGAAAACAGCAAAUUAACUGAAAGUGGAGAACAAGAAGCUGAAGCUGUGAAUGAUGAACUUCCAAAAGAAAAUCUUGAAGAGGAAGCUGAUCAGCUAGCCACUACGGAUGAUGCAAAUGUCAAUGAUGCUGAUUGUGGGACAGAGCUGAAAGCAGCUGUAGAAGAACAGCUUGGAGAAGAGUCUCCAAAUGACCCAGAGUCCAAAGUCGAUAUGACCACCAGUAUGGACACAACCCUUGUCCAGCAGAAGUCAGCGGAUCCAGACCCAGUUUGGGUCCUGAGACUGCUUAAAAAAAUUGAGAAGGAAUUCAUGGCUCACUAUGUCAGUGCCAUGAAUGAAUUCAAAGUCAGGUGGAACCUGCAGAACAAUCAGCAGACAGAUAAAAUGAUACUAGAGCUGAAGGAGGAAGUGAGUAAAAGGAUACAAAGAAGCAUAGAGAAAGAGCUGAGGAAGAUCAAAACCAGAGCAGGAAAGAAUAUGCCAAGACCUCCAGAUGAACCACUCAAGCAUGAGUCAACACUCCAAAUUGAGCAGAGGAGACGGCGAUUGCAAACUAUACAUAAAAUGUCACUCUUCAGUGAGAAGAAUGGAACCCAGACUAGAACCCAGAGGCUAGAGAGCACAUCAGACUUACCAUUUGACGUAGAUGAAGAUAUAGCAUUUGAUGCAGCAUUUGAGGCCAGUACUAGUACACAAAGUAGUGAGGAGGAAUACUGCCCAUGUGACUCUUGCUUGAGGAAAAAAAUGGCUUCCAAGCCAAUAAGAAACCCAGUGGUGGCCACCAAUGCCCCAAUCAUGAAAGCAUUUGAUUUACAGCAAAUCCUGAGGUUGAAGAAAAACGACAAUGAGGAAGCCUGUGUCUCAGAAGCAGCCCAGGAUACCAAAACAAUUCCCAGCAGUUCUAUGGAGGAAGCAGCAGAAAAUGGCAACCCAAAAGAGGAGAAUGAUGCGGGUGAACUCCAGCCAAAUGAAAUGGAAGUGGAGAGCAAUGAGGAAAAGGAGGCAGAAUUAAAUGAUGUAGGCAGCUCAGCGUUGAACGGAGAUGGAGAAGGACCUGAAACAGCAGAGAGUCAAAACUGUGAGAUGGAGGAUGAAGAAACCAAAGAAGAGGAAAAUGAAGAGGCAGAAGAAGUGGGGGAAGAAACAAAAGAGAGAGAAGAAGAGGAAGAUGAAGCAAAAGAGGAGGAGGAAGAGAAUGAGGAAGAAGAAAUAACGAAGGCAGAAGAAGAGGAAACAAAAGAGGAGGAGGGAGAAACAAAAGAGAAAGAAGAUGAGGAACUAAAAGAGGAAGCAGCAGAGGAAGUGGAAAUAAAAGAGGAGGAAGAGAAGCAGGAGGAAGGGAAGGAGGCGGAAGAGGAAGAAACAAAAGAGGAGGAAGAGGAAGUGAAGCAGGAAGAGGAAGAGGAAGUAAAGGUGGAAGAGGAAGAAACAAAAGAGGAAGAGGAAGGGGAAGUGGAAGAGGAAGAGGAAGUGAAAGAGGAAGAUGAAGAAACAAAAGAGGAGGAAGAGGGACUGAAGGAGGAAGAGGAAGAAACAAAAGAAGAAGAGGAAGAGGAAGUAAAGGUGGAAGAGGAAGAAACAAAAGAGGAAGAGGAAGGAGAAGGGGAAGGGGAAGGGGAAGAGGAAGAAACAAAAGAGGAGGAAGAGGAAGUGAAGGAGGAAGAGGAAGAAACAAAAGGGGAGGAGGAAGAGGAAGUGAAGGAGGAAGAAACAAAAGAGGAGGAUGAGGAAGUGAAGGAGAAAGAGGAAGAAAAAAAAGAGGAGCAAGAGGAAGUGGAGGAGGAUGAGGUGGAAACAAAAGAGGAGGAGAAAGAGGAAGUGAAGGAGAAUGAGGAAGAAACAAAAGAGGAGGAGGAAGAGGAAGUGGAGGAGGAUGAGGAAGAAAAAAAAGAUGAGGGAGAGGAAGUGAAGGAGGAUGAGGAAGAAAAAAAAGAUGAGGGAGAGGAAGUGGAUGAGGAUGAGGAAGAAACAAAAGAGGAGGAGGAAGAGGAAGUGAAGGAGGAUGAGGAAGAAAAAAAAGAGGAGGAAGAGGAAGUGGAGAAGGAUGAGGAAGAAACAAAUGAGGAGGAGGAAGAGGAAGUGAAGGAGGAUGAGGAAGAAACAAAAGAGGAGGAGGAGGGAGUGAAAGAGGAGGAUGAAGGAAAAAAAGAAGAUGAAGACGUUAAGGAUGAGGAAGAAACAAAAGAGGAGGAGAAGGUGCAAGAAGAGGAAGAUGUAACAAAGGAGGAUGAAGAAGCAAAAGAAGAUGAGGAAGAAACAAAACAAGAGGAGCAGGAAGUGGAAGAAGAGGAAGAAAACCCAAAAGAGGAGGAGGAAGAAGCAAAAGAGGAAGAAGAAAUAAAUAAAGAGGAGAAGGAAGCAAAUGGGGAAGAGGAAGAUAAAGAAGACACUCAAAAUGAAGAGCAGGAAGCUGAGGAGAAGUCCAAAGCUGAAGAUGAAGCUGACAAUGAAGCUGAAGAAGCAGAGGAGCCAGAGGAUGAAGACAUUGGAGCUGAUGAUGUGGAAGAGAUGGACAAAUGCAGAGGAGAUGCUGGCUCUGGAACUGACAAUAAUCCUGAAGAUGUUGCAGAAGGCAAUGAAGAAGCUGAGCAGGAUGAAGCUGAGGCAGUGGAAGACACAAAUCCAGAGUCAGAAGGUGAGGCAUGUUCAGCUGAGGAGGAAAACAACAGUGAAGGAGAUGACAAAUAUGAUGAGAAUGAUGAGAAACCUACCAGUGAUGACCCUGACAAAGCACAUGAAAAACAUGAAGACAAAGGCAACAACAAGGUUUCUGAGAGUGCCUCAAAGAUCAAAGGCAAAAAAACCAACAAAAGACUAGAGACUCUGAACAAAACAGCAGCCUAUUCUUGUUAUUCUUCUGUAAGAAGCUUCUCACACAAAUCCCAGAAGGGGUCUGAAGAUGAAGAGGAAUGCAAAGAUGACACUGACUUUGUGAACAACCAUCCCAAUGGAGAGGCUCAAACUGAUGAGAGCAGCAAACCCUCACAGAUGUAUCCUGACAGUGAGGAAGAAGAAGAGGACAAAGUAUCUUCAUGCACUGAUCCUUUGGGAGAUGAGGACCCAGCAGAUGCCGAAGGUAUAGGUGCAAAGGAGGUUGAACACACUGAUGAAGUUCAGGCUUCUAAAAAGAAAGAAGACUCUGAUCAUAUUGACCAGGAUGACCUGGACUUCUAGAACUGCUUAUCAAAAACAGUAUUUUUCUUUCAUGCUUUCUUUCUUUUUUAAAGGUACACUUUCAUUGCAUAUUACAGUAUCUCCAGUGAGUUAAGCCAUCAUAACUGGCUUUUGUUCUUGAGUUAAAUGUGGUAAAUUUGCUCUUGAAUCCUGUGAGUAACAUUGCAAUUACCUGCCCUCAUUUCUAGAGGGCUAGUAAAUUAAUUAAGUUGUAGUUGUUUCAAUAGGAAAGUGGUUUGGGGAAAGAGAAGGCUGUUUUGUUUGUGAUAACUUCUUGUUCCCACUCUUUAAACCAUGCUGUUUGCUGCUUGAGUAGUCUGUGGCUCUGCUGGGCAUCAUCUCUGAGUGACUUCAGGAUGCCUUUCACCGGUUGCAUGCCAUUUUCCUGGAAAGAUUGCCAAUGCACAGAAAUGCGACAAAAUCUGGAUUCAUUGCCAAAGUCUGGUCAGAGCCCACAGAGACGUACAUUCAUUUCCCCCCUACCCUGCCUUACCCUACCCUACCCUACCCUAUCCUACCCUACCCUACCCUACCCUACCCUACCCUACCCUACCCUACC